GGGGAAGGUGGGGGAAGAGGAGAGAGAGAGAGAGCGCUCAGUCGGUCGCCUCCCACGGGCGCCCCAAGGGGGACUCCAACCCGCCCCCGUUCGGGCCCUGGACGGGGAUGAACCCUGACCCCUGACCCCGCCAGCGCCCGGCCGGGUUCUGACCUCUGCGCCCUUUAAAGCCCGAUUCGCAUGCGGGGUGACGGCCGCCUGACUUUUUCAUUGAAUUGUAACAACUUCGUGACCUGCAGCCUCCACGUCCCUAGCACCUUACGCCUCAUCACACCGACCUGUUGAAAUGCUAGAAACUUGACAUUUAAUGACCAGAAUGAAUGAAUACCGACAUUGUCAGUGUUUUAAAUGAAAGGAAUCUGGGUGUUCAGAUGUAUUUAAAAAUCCAGCCUUGAAGUGGCUUUUCUCAGGAUGAAACCUGGUUGGAUUUUUCCACUUAUAAAAUGGCACAACUAUUAUUAUAAACUAGCUUUUCAUUGUAAAGGAUGGAACUUUGGGGUUUCCUGAAAUCUAGACUAAAAUGGCGCUGUGUUGUAGGUCAUGACAUAUCAACGAUUUACAAGCACAGAUUGGGCUCCACACUGUGCUGUCAGCAGAUCUGAUUCUGUUUUAAAGUUUUGGAGAUUUCUGGUCUUGGAAUUUUAGAGUGGAGCUAUGCCUGGAAGUGGGAUCGGGGUCUGGAGUGGUAUCCACAUUCCUAGCCUCCAUGAUAGGCCCCCAGGCUCUGUACCUGUGCACUGACAUCAACCCCGAAGCAGCAGCUUGUACCCUGGAGACAGCACGCUGUAACAGAGUCCAUGUGCAUCCCGUCAUUACCGAUUUGGUCAAAGGCUUGCUACCAAGACUGAAGGAGAAGGUUGAUCUUCUGGUGUUUAAUCCCCCAUAUGUAGUGACUCCGCCUGAAGAGGUCGGCAGUCAUGGAAUAGAAGCAGCUUGGGCGGGUGGCAGAAAUGGUCGCGAAGUCAUGGACAGGUUCUUUCCACUGGUUCCAGAUCUCCUUUCGCCAAGAGGGCUGUUCUAUUUAGUCACCAUUAAGGAGAACGAUCCAGAAGACAUUUUGGAAACAAUGAAGGUGAGAGGUCUGCAGGGGACCACCGCACUUUCCAGGCGAGCGGGCCAAGAACUCCUUUCAGUCCUGAGGUUCACCAAGUCCUCACACAGUGUCUGCUCCACGUUAUACUGAAUAAUAUGUAUUACAUUGAAUAUACAUAUGGAUAUAGUAGUAUAUAUGUGUGUGUGUGUGUGUGUGUGUGUGUGUGUGUGUGUGUGUGUAGAUAGGCUGAAUGUAUUCACCAUAUUUUGAAACAAGUCAUUUUUUGGUUAACAAGUGAAACUGUCAGAAAUCUGUCAACUAGAGAAAGGGGACAGGGCUGGGCAUAAUCUUUCACCUACGAAUCAAGCCUACAGAUAAGUACAAGGAAAUAUGUUCAUUAUGUAUAAUUUGCAUUUACAUAUAAAAGAUAGUUAUAUUAUAUAUGAAAGGACAUUAAUUUCAGCAUUGCCUAAAAUAGCAAAGCAAGAAGUCAACCAGUGUGCCAUCAUGAAAGGGCUGGUAAAGGAAGCCACAGUGUGCCCAGGACACUGAAUGUGAGUGACAUCCAGCCCUCCAGCGACUCGGAGCUCUGUGCCUGAACCAGAGGGGCUCGUGGUGUACUGUUCAGUGAAAAAAAGCACGGUACAGAACAGUAUUGUCCUGCAUGUGUAUUUCUUACAGACCCACAGAGAGGGUAGAUCUGUCUGUGCAUAUGAGAGUCUUAGAAGACAUCAGGUGGGAUGGAGGAACUUUUGCUUUUUUGUAGUAGCAUUUGUACAAGGAUAAUGUAUUACUUAUAUAAUUUUUUAAACUUUUCAAUGAAAAAUUUUUAAAACUUU
Myotis davidii is the source of this 1872-nucleotide messenger RNA. It is a transcript of the gene HEMK2, whose product is annotated as N-6 adenine-specific DNA methyltransferase 1 (putative). The transcript has 6 exons. Gene Ontology annotation, cellular component: eRF1 methyltransferase complex. Gene Ontology annotation, biological process: methylation. Lineage: Eukaryota; Metazoa; Chordata; Mammalia; Chiroptera; Vespertilionidae. Bases 707 to 1183 code for a protein of 158 amino acids. Gene Ontology annotation, molecular function: nucleic acid binding; protein methyltransferase activity; S-adenosylmethionine-dependent methyltransferase activity. The record is from RefSeq and is a predicted model, not a curated record.